AUGGGUAACGCAUGUUCUUGCAAAAAGAAGAAGAAGAACGAAAUAAUUGCACCGGCUACAAAAAAGCCGACACAAAUGAAUUAUCAGAAUAAGAAAUUGAAAAAGAAAUCAAAAAAGCAGCAGAUUAUUGUUGAAAAAGACCGGAAAAUCAUUCAAAAGGAGAAAGAGUUGUAUCAGGUUAUAUUCGACGCCGAAGGGUUCAGUGUACACGAUUUGGCAUUGUUAGGGCAGAAGACUUCACCGGAAUCUAUAUUUAGACAGGAUUUGAAACCAAGACGAAUGGGACGAGUGAAACUAAUCGAGGACUUGACACCCCACCUGACACCAACCAGUUCACGGACACCUGGAAAAUCAUCAAAAACCAACAAAAACCAAACGGCGGAAGAGAGUGCGUCGAAAGAGGAGUUCGAAGUGGACGAGGUGCUCGACUACGUUGAUGACUUGUAUUUGCAGUUAUGUGAGUGA
Messenger RNA from Caenorhabditis remanei, 465 nucleotides. RefSeq lists its product as uncharacterized. Lineage: Eukaryota; Metazoa; Nematoda; Chromadorea; Rhabditida; Rhabditidae. The record is from RefSeq and is a predicted model, not a curated record. Bases 1 to 465 code for a protein of 154 amino acids. The transcript is spliced from 4 exons.